CUUCCUACCUAUAUUGAUAACGCUUAACAGUCAAGAAACAUCAAACUCAACAGCCAGUUUAGCCCACUACAUGGAAUGAGGUGUAGGCGUGAUGCACAUGACCCCAUCCUGAGACAGUUAAGUUACCACCACAUGGAUAUGAGGUUGCAGAACAGGUUUUCAGAGAUAUUCUCGAACCUAUGGAAUGUACAUGUACAUACCUGUACCUCCUACUCUCGCACCCGGAGAGGGUCGCCAUAGGAAACUUCUUACUCAUGCUGUGGAACGAAAGAAAAGGAAAACCCUUUUCAUCUGCUUGGACUCAGGCGACGCUUCGCGUCUUGUGGAUGACAACAGCGAACAAGAGCGCUCCAUCAAUCACCUGGUUUGGUCAAAAAGAGUCAAGAACGAGGGAACAUCAGAGGCUCGCCAAAGGAGAGAUUCCCAAGCCCCAAUCCCAAUGCAACAGUUGGCCUCAGGUGAUAGAUAGGCUUAGCACUUCAUGUCAGUUUCUUGACGAUGACCCGCUUCAAACAACAAUCUCCAACCUCAUUACUAUCAAGUCCUGCCCAUUUAUUAUGUCAUAAUAAUAACUGAUGGCGGGGAAAUGAGUCAAACUCGGCGCGUUUGAGAGGCGGCUUUCUUCGCCCUCGUCCUCGUUCAUGUGUCCAAGAGAGAGAAAUUGGUCUUCUGCACCUUUUGCGCCUAGGGACAGCCGCGUUUUCUGCAUAUAUCGCCAAGCAUUGGGGCGAUUUGCCCUUGGAACAUUUGAUCGCAAACCACAGGGUAUCACAAGAUCAAUAACAGUAUUAGCCUUCCAGGCAGGCUUGUCAUUAACGGUCGGUUUGAUGGCGUCGAGCUUCCUCCUAGUCUAAUAAAGCCCACGUGACGCUUUGUGGUGCGUGUUCGAUAAAAUUUGCACGCGUGGCUUGAUGAGUGUGGUGACAAAACGAAUGAUUUCCAGCUGGGAGACAAGGGAGCGCGGUAUUGCAGUGCGAAUAAUCGCCACGCAUCUGCCACUGCUAACCGCACAUCCCAGAUCAGUUUCCCCUUCGAUGCAUCCAGACCACACGCCACAGCCGCAACUCGGCGCCGAGCAUUUCCCCCAGCGUCCAAUCCCGCUUGCUGCUGCAUCGUCCAGCUCGAAUAGCGCCGAGUAAGACGCUGCCAAUUGCGCUUCCUUUGUAACCUUAAUUAACCCUAUCAAUUACUCGACCAUUACUCGAUUGAAACUGUCCAUGCGUGAUCUUUGCUCCACCGCCGAGCUAACUUUGGGAAAGAAAAAAAAAACCAAACUAACCCUAUAUACAAAAAGUGCCGAUUUUUUGAAAAAGGGACCAAAAAUCUGGGCUGAACUAUUUUUAUUCUUUCAGUGCGGCGAGCUCCGAUGCAUAAUAAGAGUAAAUGAAUACUAAUGAAUGGUUUUCCCUCGGCUGGACAUUGUUGGGGUGCUGACGUCCUCCCCCCAGAAUAAUUUCUGCUGUUUUUCCUCUCAUGUUCAUAAGCUUUCUGUCCCUUUUCGCCCCCCUCUGUUUUCCCCUAUCCACGGGCUAGAGAAGAAAGUUUCAAUCCCCCUCAUCGCCACUCGCUGGUUCUCCUAUAAUAAACAAUACUCCCCAGCAGCGGUUUUGUUCCCUAUCUUAGUUGCUUGUCCCUGCUGCUUGUUGCUGAUUUCCCCCCUCUUCAGCCUCUAGCUAAAUACCGCUGAGAAAUACGAAGAAAAGUCCUGCUUUUCUUCUCUCUCCCUUUUUCUCCUCUGUCAUCCACCGAAACUUUCUCUCCUUUCUUUUUUUCCUCCCUCCCUCUCCCUCUCUCUCUCUAUUUCCCCUUUUCUCUCUGUCUUUGCUGUUGGUUGGUGUGGUGUGGUGCGCGGUACACGACUGGACUGGACCGGCUCUCCCCUCUUCUUUCCUCUGGUGUCAUCUGCUGCCCGCUCUCUGGCAUCCUGUCAAUUUCUUGUCUUGUUUCCACCCCAAGUUUGUACCGAAUAAACCAAAAAGUCAAAAAUAUUCAUUUUAGACAAGCAAAACCCCCACCGUAACCUACCAUCAUCAUAGUUAAGUACUAGAAAACGCUCCCAAACACAACAAAAUAACGGGGGCCCCACCGCGCGAAAAUCCACAGCCAUGGACCCUCAUCUCACACACUCUCCCACAAGCACCACCGCUUCCACUCCCGCCUCCACUCCCGCCUCCACUCCCGCCUCCACCUCCCCAACCGAAACCGGAACCGGAACACCCCUAGCCCCCUCCCUAACCGUCCUAGCCUCCACCCGCGCUAUAAUCUCCGGCCGCCUCACCGCUGCCACAAUCGUCAUCUCCCUCACCACAGGCAAGGUAACCUCAGUCUUCCACUCCGUCCUCCCACCCACGGCCUUCCCCCCAGGAACCCAAUACACAGACUACUCCCCCCAUAUCCUCCUGCCAGGCCUGGUGGAUGCGCACGUGCACCUGAACGAACCGGGCCGGACCGAAUGGGAAGGCUUCGAGACAGGGACGCGUGCUGCGGCGUUUGGCGGCGUGACUACCGUCAUUGACAUGCCGUUGAAUGCUAUACCACCCACGACGACGGUUGACGGGCUGCGCGAGAAGAUUGCCGCUGCGGCGGGGAAAUGUUGGGUUGAUGUGGGCUUUUAUGGCGGCGUUGUCCCUGGGAAUGUACAGGAGUUGAAAGGGUUGGUAGAAGCCGGGGUGAAGGGAUUUAAAGGCUUUUUGAUUGAUAGUGGGGUCGAUGAAUUCCCCGCUCUAUCGCCAGCGGAUAUCAAAGCCGCCAUGCUCGAACUAGCCGAUCUGCCAACGACGUUCAUGUUCCAUGCCGAAAUGAUCCCCGACGCCAAUGGCGACACAUCUCCGGCAAACCUCCCGUCUCCCUCAGGAGCUCCAACAUCAUACUCCACCUUCCUAAACACCCGACCCUCUACCUUCGAAACAGCCGCAAUAUCCACAAUCCUCUCUCUGGCACCCUUAGCCCCCAAGCUCCCUUUGCACAUCGUCCAUCUCUCCGCCAUGGAAGCCAUCCCCUUAUUGAAAGCCGCGCGCAGCCAAGGAAUCAACAUCACAGCAGAAACAUGCUUCCACUACCUCUCCUUGGUGGCCGAGGAAGUUAGCGACGGCGACACGCGCCACAAAUGCUGCCCGCCAAUUCGCAGCCAGGUGAACCAGGACGCGCUGUGGGAAGAGCUGGCAAAGCAUGCCGAUGCCCAGGGCGUGAUUAAAACCGUUGUCUCGGACCAUUCGCCCUGCACUCCGGCGCUGAAGAUCCUGCCAGCGCAUAUCCCUGGUGGCUGCGCUGUCAAUAAUAACGAGAAUAAUAAUGCCGCCAAAACCAACGACACCACCUCUCAAGACGAAGAGGAAGGAAACUUCCUCAAAGCCUGGGGCGGCAUCUCCUCCGUCGGCCUGGGCCUCCCUAUCCUCUGGACCGAGCUCCAACGCCGCCGUUCCGCAGCCGACAGCACGUCAACAGACACGCCGACGUCGACCUCAUCCACAACGUCUGCCCUCGAAGACAUCGUCCAGUGGUGCUGCGCCAAUACGGCCAAGCAGGUUGGGCUGGCGUCGCAAAAGGGAGAUCUUUCCGUCGGAUACGACGGGGAUGUUUGUGUCUUUGACGAGACGGGGGAGUGGGUGGUGCAGCCUGAUACGAUGCUGUUCCGCAAUAAGUGCUCGCCGUAUCAGGGGAGGAAGCUGAAGGGUGUCGUGCGCGAGACAUGGCUGAGGGGCCAAAGAGUGUAUACGCGCGAUGGUGGGUUUGUGGAGACGAAGCCUGUGGGGAAACUGUUGUUGGAGCCUAGAGCGGUGUAGGGGGUUGGGAAGGGAGAUUUUCUUUUCAGGAAAUGACUUGACGACAUAUGUUACAUGAUUCUUUCAUCUCUUCUUUCUCCUGGUUGAUUUUCUUUUCUUUUUUUUUUUUUUUUUUUUUUUUUUUUUUUAGCAUGGUGCAUGCAUAUAUACCAUUAUACAUUUUUGAUGUUUAGAAGAUAAUUCUCCUUCUGUUUGGGCGGUGUCGCCGUCGGAUACGGGUUGUGUGGUAUCUGCUUUGUUUUAGCAAGCGUGAUACCUAGUUAAAGGCAAUUGGAAGAGUAAAUGGGAAAAAUGAGAAUAAAUGGAUAAACAAAAUAUAUAAUAUAUAUAUUAUAAAAAAAAUCAAAGAAGGCGAUCUAUCAAUGGAAAGGGGGAGUGAAAACCUACACAUAAACGUCAGCAAAUCAAGUCCUCCAUCCGCAGUAAGGAGGGCAUAGCAGAAACUAUAACAAACAAACAUACCUAUUU
This is a messenger RNA of Blastomyces dermatitidis ER-3, 4250 nucleotides long. Its product is annotated as allantoinase. Bases 2106 to 3782 code for a protein of 558 amino acids. NCBI's taxonomy places the organism in Eukaryota, Fungi, Ascomycota, Eurotiomycetes, Onygenales, Ajellomycetaceae. Gene Ontology annotation, molecular function: allantoinase activity. The transcript is spliced from 4 exons. The record is from RefSeq and is a predicted model, not a curated record. Gene Ontology annotation, cellular component: cytoplasm. Gene Ontology annotation, biological process: purine nucleobase catabolic process.